AUGAAUGAGAGGCCGGGAGGAUGCGGGGCGGGGAGAGCGGACGCGGGGCCCGGGUCCGAGGACCAAAGGACCCGAGGAGGCCGUGGAAAGGCGAGGAGCGGCGUUCGACGCGCCCGGUGGCGGCGGGAGGAGGGGCUGCAGGUGGGGAGAGGCGCCGGCUGCGCGCCGCGGCGCCCCUGCGGAGAGGGCGGCCGACUGCAGCACGCGCGGCUCCGGCUGCCCGCGCCCGCCGGGGUCCAGGUCGCGAAACCCCCGCGCUCGGGGUCCGGGCCGCCCACGCCAGGCAGGCCUGCGCCGCCUCCUCCUCCUCGGGGCCGCGGCGUCUCGUGCCUGCGCGGGGCUAGCGUGGGCGCCGGGGCCGCAGCCGGCGCGCGCGACGCGCGGGGGCCCGCAGGAGCCCUGGGGGCCGAGGAGCUGGACGCUCGCCGGCGCACAGCCUCCUCCUCAUGCCGCGCGGGGCCCCGGCGUCCCCCGGCGGCCGCGGGAGCCGAAUGCAGGCGAGGGCGGCGUCCCGGCCAGCGGCGAGCGCGCUCCGGCUCCGGCUCCUGCCUCCGCCCGCUGUCGGCCCGGCCGCAAGGGCGGCAACCGCAGCAGCAUUACCGCCGCCGGCCCGGGGUGAAGCGCCCCCGCCGGCGCCGCCCCCGCACGGCCCGCGGACACCAGGCGGAGAGCCGCGGGUCGCCUUGCGCUGCGGGCAGGGCCGAGGAGCCCAAACAGAGGGCGGUCCGGAGCCGUCGGAGCCGCGUCCGGGUCGCUGAAGAGGCGAACUCCAGAGGGCGGGGGGAGCCGCGGAAGAACACGGGCUCGGCGACGCGGCCGGAGACCCCCGAGGGCUCCGCGCGCUCGCUCGGAACUGCAGGCGGCGCUGCGCCGGCCGCGAGGAAACCUGGCGGCCCCCUCCCACCCCUACCCUCCCCUCGCCCGAAACACCGCGCCUCCUGA
This is a messenger RNA of Rangifer tarandus platyrhynchus (Svalbard reindeer), 942 nucleotides long. The record is from the annotation of a GenBank genome assembly. NCBI's taxonomy places the organism in Eukaryota, Metazoa, Chordata, Mammalia, Artiodactyla, Cervidae.